UCAUAUUUCGUAUACGGAGAAGAAGAGUAGUAAUGGCGAAUCCAUUCCAAUUCCGUCCUCCUCUUCACACCCGAGUUCUCAUGCGCCGAACCUCUGCAUACCGAGUGUUCGCAAUCUUCUACUCGUUUGCCAUCUUAGCUUUGCUAUAUCACCAUCUCAUUCAUCUACUCCACUCCCCAAAUACACUUUCCUUCUUCAUUCUUCUGGCAGAUGUAUUGUUUAGUUUCUUGUGGGCAUCCUCGCAGGGCUUUCACAUGUGUCCAACGGAUCGUCGGGUCUUCAUCGAACACCUUGAGCAUUAUGUCAAGGAGAGUGAUUAUCCGGGGCUGGAUGUGCUUAUAUGCACCGCUGAUCUACACAAGGAGCCACCUAUGGGUGUGGUGAACACUGCUCUAUCUAUGAUGGCAUAUGAUUAUCCGACAGAGAAGUUGUCGGUCUAUGUAUCGGAUGAUGGAGGUUCCAAGCUCACCCUCUUUGCUUUCAUGGAGGCUGCUAGGUUUGCCACCCACUGGCUACCUUUUUGUAGGAAGAACAAGGUUGUAGAGAGGUGUCCGGAGGCUUAUUUCGGAUCCAACCCCUCAUCAUGGUUUCCAGAGACUGAUCAGGUUAAGCUGAUGUACGAGACCAUGAAAAUUAAGGUGGAGAGCGUUGUUGAGAAAGGGACCAUUCCCCAUGAUCAUAUCACCAAUGAGCAGGAAAAACAAGCUUUCAGCAGAUGGACUGAUGAGUUUACACAAGCAAAUCACCCUGCUGUGGUUCAGGUUCUGUUGGAGGGUAGCAAGGACAUGGACAUCACUGGCCAUACAAUGCCCAACCUCGUCUAUGUAUCCAGAGAGAAAAGGCCCGGUUCACCCCACCAUUUCAAGGCUGGUGCCCUUAAUGUCCUGAUUCGAGUGUCAGCCACCAUGACCAAUGCACCAGUAGUCCUGACUCUCGACAGCGACAUGCACUCAAAUGAUCCUCAAACACCUCUUCACGCACUGUGUUAUCUCUUGGACCCUGAUAUGGAUCCAAAUCUCGGGUUCGUUCAGUUUCCUCAAGCCUUCCAUGGGAUCAACAAGAAUGAUAUUUACGCUGGUGAGUGUAUACAUGUGUAUCAAAUUCAUCCCAUUGGAAUGGAUGGCCUAGCAGGCCCCAUGCAUGUAGGGACUGGAUGUUUUUUCCGGCGAGAAGUCUUCUCUGGUGGCCCAUCCAGAACCCCCGGACUGAGCUCAGAUCAUCUCGUCAGCAAGUCAAUCAGGAACAAAGAAGUUUUAGCAUCAGCACAUCAUGUUGCAGCAUGGAAUUAUGAGAAUCAAACCAACUGGGGCACCAAGAUGGGAUACAGAUAUGGGUCAUUGUGUGAGGACUACUGCACGGGCUAUCGACUGCAUUGUGAAGGAUGGAAGUCCAUUUUUUGCAAUCCUAAGAGGCCUGCAUUUCUGGGGAGGGCACCGAUUAACCUCAAUGUCUGUCUGAAUCAAUCUAAGCGGUGGGGGGUUGGCCUCCUUGAGGUUGGGUUUUGCAAGCAUAGCCCAAUCGUCUUCGGCUUAAUGGAGAUAGGCCCUCUCAUGGGUCUAUGUUACGCAAACUAUGCCUUCAGGCCCCUCUGGUCCAUUCCAAUCACCAUCUAUGCCUUUCUCCCCCAGCUAGCUCUACUCAAAGGUGUCUCAAUCUUCCCCAAGGUCUCAGAACCUAGGUUUUUCUUAUACAUAUUCCUUUUCGUUGGAGCAUACACACAAGAUUGUCUAGACUUCUUAUUAUCUGGAGCUACAAUCCAGAGGUGGUGGAGCACCCAGAGGGUGUGGAUGAUGAGGGGGGUCUCAAGUUUCGCAUUCUCUUUAGUCGAAUACUUGCUCAAAUGCAUUGGCAUUUCCCAAUUCGGAUUCAAUGUGACAAGCAAGGUGGUUGACAAGGAACAAAGCAAGCGGUACAAGCAAGGGAUUUUCGAGUUUGGAGUCUCAUCACCCUUGUUCUUGCCGCUAACAACAGCAGCCAUAAUGAACUUGGUCUCAUUCCUAUGGGGCAUGGUACUAAUCUUCAAGAAGAAAAACCUGGAAGGCAUGCUUUUGCAGAUGUUGUUAGCUGGUUUUGUGAUGGUGAACUGCUGGCCAAUAUAUGAAGCCAUGGUCUUGAGAACUGAUAGAGGAAGGAUGCCCACCAGAACUACUAUUAUUUCCAUAUUCUUGGCUUGGGCUCUUUGCAUAAUUGUUUCUGUCAGUCCAAAAAUAUGAUAUAAUUCGGAGCUUUGCUAUGUAUUAGUACAUUUAUAUAGUUGACUUUGUGCCACAUAAAUAUAAAAAUAUAAUUAUUGGAAGUGUAUCGUGUAUUGAUAA
Vitis riparia (riverbank grape) is the source of this 2315-nucleotide messenger RNA. Its product is annotated as cellulose synthase-like protein G3. Gene Ontology annotation, molecular function: cellulose synthase (UDP-forming) activity; mannan synthase activity. The transcript has 6 exons. The coding region runs from base 33 to 2213 and encodes 726 amino acids. Gene Ontology annotation, biological process: cellulose biosynthetic process; plant-type primary cell wall biogenesis. Lineage: Eukaryota; Viridiplantae; Streptophyta; Magnoliopsida; Vitales; Vitaceae. The record is from RefSeq and is a predicted model, not a curated record. Gene Ontology annotation, cellular component: plasma membrane; trans-Golgi network.